This is a messenger RNA of Malania oleifera, 1602 nucleotides long. RefSeq lists its product as uncharacterized. Lineage: Eukaryota; Viridiplantae; Streptophyta; Magnoliopsida; Santalales; Ximeniaceae. The record is from RefSeq and is a predicted model, not a curated record. The coding region runs from base 61 to 1470 and encodes 469 amino acids. The transcript has 5 exons.
CCCUCGCUUUAAAAUUUCCCAAUUUCCUAAUGUGCUCUCGCACUGGCUCUGUGCGUGUCCAUGGCAAAUUUCGAGGCGCCAUCGUUCUCUCUAGGGCUCGACCUGGACCUGGAUUCGGAGCCUCAAGUCCCUACUCGAGAACCCUUUUCGGGCGAACUAGCUCCGGGACCUUCGAGCAGUGCGACCCUGUACGAUCUCGAAGAUGAUGAAUGUUUUGAGCCCCUAGUCCUGGAUUCGGACCACGAUCUUGGGGAGAAUUCGGCUCCGGUUCUCAGGCGUUUGAGACGGGGGCUCAACAACGGACCGGCAUCGGUGCAUAAGCGAGAAUCGGUGGAGGUUUCUUGUAAUGUGGAUGAGGAAAUAGAAGAGUUUUCUUCGCAGGAGGGUCUGCGCGGAGAUGAUCGCUCGUCAACACAAUACCAUUCUGUGUGUGGUAGUUCAAAAUUUCCAUUGCAUGGACAUGGUGCUUUAAGAGUGAACCAUUCAAAAGCUAGUAAAAAGAAGCAGGCAUGGAAUGGCCCAGCUUCUGCAAGUUUGGAGAUGAGCAGCAACAAAUUGACAUUUCCAAAGUUAACUGUUAGCCCUAUUAGGAGGUUCCAGUUGCUUGAUUCUGAUUCUGAUGAUUCUUCUGUUAGUGGAGAUGUAUCCAGAGAUGCUAAUGGAAUUGACCAACCUUCAAAGGAGAGACUGUUUAACACUGAAGAAAGUGCAACAAGAAGUGAACAGAAGAUAAAGAAAGCUUCAGCUGAUUUGUGGGAAGAUUUUCAUCCAAUUAAAAGUUUUACCAUUCCAACGCCUGCUUUGGAUGAGGUUUGUGAAGAAUACUUCAGGCAUGUAAAGGAUAAAGAUGCAGCUCAUAAACAAGAGUCUGAUAUCUGCUUGCCAAAGGAUAAAAGCUGUCAGCAAAUAGGAAAUAUCAGUAAAAAUGUGGACUGCCAGUGGGGUUUGGGUAGUUCUCUUCCUCCUGCUCAUCGAUAUUUUUUCCAUGAAGACCUGAGAAUCCAGAAAUUAGUCCGCGGUCGCUUAUCAAACUUUUUCCCAUUGGGUGUCAUGAACAGCGAAGGAAAUCAGCAAUCUGAUGCCACUGUUAUUGAUUACAUGAGUCAAUUUAGUCAUGGUGAAAAUUCUAAACGGCAAGCGACUGGGAACGGAAAAACUAAUACAAGAUCAGUCAAAAGUAGAAAGAAAUCAGAAAAUUCAAGUGCUGCCAAAGCCUCAAAUGCUUCUGGAAGCUGGGUUAAUCCUAAAUGUGAUGCUAGCACUCCAAAGAAUGCUGGCAAAAGACGGGUUUGUGCUGAUGGUCAGUCGUCUGGUCAUUGGUAUACAGGCUCGGAUGGUAGGAAGGUUUAUGUCACUAAGAGUGGGCAGGAGUUGACCGGUCAAAUUGCCUAUAGGCAGUACAGGAAGGAGAGUGGAGCAGGAUUGAGAAGGUCAAAAAAGAAAGCUACUGCAAAGAGCAAGAAGAAGUGAAAGGAGUUUUAUACCAGAUCGUGUGCCAUUACAUUUUUCUGACAGUGCAUGUUGGUAUGUUGUAACUAGUUAGCUACUGUGUUGUUACUGCUGCUGUAGUCCUUGUGAUAUGCCAUGCUUAUUUUCAAUCUA